AAAGAUAAAAAACUAAACCGCAGCCGGCCACGUGUCGGGCCCCUUUUUCAUCGUCUCGUCUCGCUGUGGAGUAGUGUCGGGUCCGCGCGUGUGACUCUGACGCUGCCGGGGUACCUCGAAGCGAUCACCUAAUUUCGCGUUCAUCCUCGGUGCUUUCAAUCGAACGGUUCGGCAUUAUUGACAUUGUUUCUCCGAGCGACUGGAUGAGUCGGCGAAUGGGUCGGCAUCUCGCCGAUGGCCUUGCAGAUGGCGGCGCGACGGAAACCUUGUUGAGGCUUCCGCCGCGACGCGCGAAAUGGCGCCGAAAUCACGCGCCAAAAUUACGCGCCGAAACUACGCGCCAAAAUCACGCGCCAAAUUUACGCGCCAAAACCACGAGCCAAAAUAACGCGCCAAAACUACACACCAAAAUCACGCGCCAAAUUUCCCGCCAAAAAUACGCGCCAAAAGAAAGAGUUCCGUUUUCUUUGUUCCCCAAAUCCGGAGUCGUAAACUCCCUGUUCAACGCGAGCGCACACUUGACCCUGGACCUGCCCGACGAAGCCCCGCGCGAAGAACAGUGCCCUCUGGAGCGUUGACGCGGCACGCGCGGAGAGACAAUGGCGCAAAAAUAAGUUGAACCCGGGCCGCGGGUAUUUUGGGAUUUCGGCCAGGAUGGCGGCCUCCGAUUGGCCGAGCCGUGCCCCGGAAGCCUCUCGGCCAGCCAAUGAGCGGCGCGGACGGGGACGGCCGACGGCAGGACGACGACGAGACGACGGCCACCCUCUUGCGCGGAGGCGACCGCCAGUCAGUCAGGACUUAGACGCGCCGGUGGCCGCACGGCUCUUAACCUCAGUGCUCCAAACUCCGUGCUUUGGCACGCUCUUGACACACUGUGCUUUCCACUGCUUGACUCUGUGCGAGUGGCGCUGCGCUUGACGCUCCGUGCUUGACUCUCUGAGGCCGGCACUCUAGGCCUGGCACCCCUGCCUGGCACUCUGUAUCUGGCCGAACGGCUUCGCAACACUCGGUGAGCGGGACUCACUGCGCGAGCAACGCUCCCACCGUGUGUUGCCGUCAGCACCCCGGCGGAGGCACCCCAGCAUGGCGGCCUUCAGGACCAUCCUGGCGGUGUCCGCCGUGCUGCUGGCCGCCGCGGAGGCCAACCUCAGGGCGCCGGCCAACACCAAAGUCCCGACAGAGGCGUGGCUGACCACGCCGGAGCUGAUCGAGUUCUGGGGCUACCCCGGCGAGACCCACACCGUCGUGACCGAGGACGGCUACGUCGUGGACGUGCACCGCAUCCUGGGCCGCCGCGGCCAGGUCGACAAGCCCCGCCGGAGGAAGACGCCGGUGCUCAUCGCGCACGGCUACGGCGCCAGCAGCGAGUGCAUGGUGCUCAGGGACAACAACACGCUGGCAUUCAUGCUGGCGAACGAGGACUUCGACGUCUGGCUGGGCAACACGAGGGGCAACUUCUACGGCCGCAGGCACAGUCACCUGUCCUCCGCGGACCAGCGCUUCUGGGACUUCAGCUGGCACGAGAACGGCGUCUUCGACAUGCGCGCCACCAUCGACUACAUGCUGGCGACGACGGGCGAGGCCUCGGUGGCCGUGCUGGGCCACUCCAUGGGCGCCACGUCGCUGUUCGCGCUGCUGGCCGAGAUGCCCGAGUACAACGCCAAGGUGCGCGCCGCCUUCCUGCUCGGCCCCGCCGUCUACUUCCACAGCGUGCGCGGCACCUUCAACGAGGUCCGCAAGAGGGCGCCCUGGUCGGAGCGCACCCUGAGCCUCAUCCGACUGGAGAACUUCAUGACCCGAGCGCCCUACCCGAGGCUGUGUUUCUCCAACCUGGGCGGCGGCAUGACCAUCAACCCCAACUGCAUCAGGGUGUUCACGGACGCGCAGGGGCCCUUCUUCAACACCAACCACAACACGUACCUGCCCAUUCUGCUGCGACACUGGCCGGCCGGCACCUCCGUGGGGCAGCUGGCCCACUUCAUGCAGCUCAUCGUGAAAGGUGACGGCUUCAAGAAGUUCGACCACGGCCCGGAGCGGAACCGCGUCCUGUACGGGACAGCGUCGCCGCCGCCCUAUAACCUGACCAACGUGCGCAGCCCCUGCUUCUUCUACUACUGCGACAACGACUACCAGGCGAACCCCAAGGACGUGCGGCGCCUGGCCGCGGACGUGCCCGGCACGGCGGGGCUGUUCCGGACGCCGGCGCGGGCCUUCAACCACCUGGACAUCAUGUACGAGGAGGCGGCCGGCGAGCUGGUGUACAAGAGGCUGCUCCGGGACAUCGCCAAGUACCGAAAUUAGUCCCCCGAGUUCGACGGGUCGACAUCGGGCUGCGGCGCGGCAGGCGGGAGCAGUGGUGUGCGUGGGUGUGCGCUGGAAGUGUGACACGGCGGUCAAGCUGCGCUUUUCGCGUGCUCUAGGCGGAGUGCGUCGCGGUGUGCCCACCUUCCGGGCGGACGACGGUGUGCCCCCCACGCGCACGCCACUGGGAGUGGCCACCACACUGGCGCGGCGCGCGAAGGCUGACCCAGCCGCGGAUUGUAAAUCGUGAAUUACCUGUCAGCGCUCACUUCUUCUCCGGGACGCCUUCAGCCGGUGAUGGAUCACCGCGAGAAGAAGUGCCGAAAACAAUUAAGCCGAAAAAAGUGGCUGUCGCGCGACGCCGUGUUCGUCGCCGGCUUCCGGGCUGCACUGCAGGGUCGCCAACCUCGGGGUACCUCUCGGUGUCGUCGGAUUGAGAGUGUUUACGGUGUGUGCGCUGCGGGUUGCGUUCGCCGCCUGGGCUUGUUGCUGAACCAGUUGGCAGUGCGUCAGGGCCGGGCCGCGCCGCCCCGCGCUUCGCCGACCGGCCGC
Thrips palmi is the source of this 2853-nucleotide messenger RNA. RefSeq names its product lipase 1-like. Gene Ontology annotation, biological process: lipid metabolic process. NCBI's taxonomy places the organism in Eukaryota, Metazoa, Arthropoda, Insecta, Thysanoptera, Thripidae. Bases 1084 to 2301 code for a protein of 405 amino acids. The record is from RefSeq and is a predicted model, not a curated record. Gene Ontology annotation, molecular function: hydrolase activity, acting on ester bonds. The transcript has 8 exons.